This is a messenger RNA of Pseudopodoces humilis (Tibetan ground-tit), 2032 nucleotides long. RefSeq names its product AIF family member 2, ferroptosis suppressor (gene AIFM2). Lineage: Eukaryota; Metazoa; Chordata; Aves; Passeriformes; Paridae. The record is from RefSeq and is a predicted model, not a curated record. Gene Ontology annotation, molecular function: flavin adenine dinucleotide binding; electron-transferring-flavoprotein dehydrogenase activity. Gene Ontology annotation, cellular component: cytoplasm; mitochondrion. Gene Ontology annotation, biological process: apoptotic mitochondrial changes; positive regulation of apoptotic process.
CAGCCCCGGCACGGCCCCGCUCGCCAUGGGCUCCCGCCUGUCCCUGGACGACUCCGUGCGGGUCCUGGUGGUCGGGGGCGGCUUCGGAGGGACGGCAGCCGCCAGCCUGCUCAAGUCCUGGGCCGUCCCUUUCGUGCUGGUGGACGUGAGAGAUGCUUUCCAUCACAACGUGGGCGCCCUCCGGGCCGCCGUGGAGAGCGGAUUUGCCAAGAAGACUUUCAUCUCCUACUCAGCCACCUUUGGGGACAGCUUCCGACAAGGCAAGGUCGUGGACAUAGACCCUGGGAGGCAACGAGUUGUGCUCAGUGAUGGUGAGGAGCUUCACUACUCCCAUCUCAUUCUUGCAACAGGCAGUGAUGGGCCAUUCCCUGGGAAGUUCAACCAAGUCAUUGACAUGGAAAGAGCCAUCCAGACCUAUGAAGACAUGGUCAAAGAGAUUGAGAAAUCUCAGCGCAUCCUGGUAGUGGGAGGUGGUGCUGCUGGAGUGGAGAUGGCUGCCGAGAUCAAAACGGAGUACCCGGACAAAGAGGUCAUCCUCAUUCACUCAAAAACUGCACUGGCUGACGUGGAGCUGCUAGCCAGUGUCCGUCAGGAGGUGAAAGAGAUUCUCCUCAGGAAAGGAGUCCGGCUGCUGUUAAGUGAAAAGGUCAGUGACGUGGAAAACCUCAGGCCAAACCAGUUCCAGAAAGACAUGGUAGUAAGGACCGAGAAGGGCACCGAGGUGGUUGUUGACAUGGUGGUGCUGUGCACAGGGAUAAAGAUUAACUCCUCUGCAUAUGCUGCUGCAUUUGGUGACAAAAUGGCAAGUAAUGGUGCUUUGAGAGUUAACAAGCACCUCCAGCUGGAAGGCUACGAGAACAUCUAUGCCAUUGGGGACUGUGCAGAUCUCAAAGAGCCCAAGAUGGCCUACCAUGCUGGGCUCCAUGCCAACAUUGUGGUGACAAAUAUCAUCAACAGCCUGACACAGAAGCCUCUCAAAAGCUACGAGCCAGGGUCACUAACAUUCCUGCUUUCCAUGGGCAGGAAUGAUGGUGUAGGCCAGGUGAGUGGUUACUAUGUGGGACGUCUCCUGGUGACCAUUGCCAAGAGCCGGGAUCUGUUCGUCUCCAAGAGCUGGAAGACGAUGGGACAGACAAUGCCCUCUUAAGAGGGCACAGCACCUCCUCAAGCCAGCUGUCACUGUGACACGUAAAAGGGGUGCCUGCCUUGCUGUGGAGGGGAAGGAGUCACUUCCCAAAUGAACUGCACACAAGUUGCCAUGCUAAAAAACAGGGAAGAAAGGUUACUUUUAUUUCCCCUGCUGAGAGAGCUCUGAGCAACAAGCUUGGCUUACCUUGAUUUGUAACACUAAACACUGUGGUUUUCAGAAUCUCUGGUUUGUUUGUUAUGUGCUGCUUUUUUGGGUUUUUUUUCCCUGGCUUUCUCUAUUCUUGCUCUUCUAAGAAGAACCUGCUUCUUACAAAUCUGGCAUCUGCUCUGCAGCUUGCAGGGAGAAUGGCUUGUAGUGCUGCCAGGGUAAUGCCUGUCUAAAACCUGGAAGUGGAUAUGGUAGACCUGGAAUUCAACAGAAUAUAAUGCAGCUUUGUGUCAAAAUCUCCUCAGCAGCUUUAAUUACAUCACUUACAGCACCAAACUUCAGCCAGAAAAGCUAUUGGUUGUGAUACAGCAAGCACUUAAUUAUAGAUGCUGCUGCUUUUAUUUUUUCUUCUCUUUUCCUUCUUAAUUUUUUUCUUUUUAGAUUGUGAGAAAUCCCCAGAGAAAAAUUAGGGUUUAUAAUAAUAACCACACUUGACACAUCUUUUUCUUUUUUUCUUAUAAAACAAACAAAAUCACCAUGAAAUAUUCUUAGUAAUUACAGAGGUUAUUGUGAGUUAAAAGCAAAACAGAAGCUCCUCAUGCAUCACUUCUAAAACCCUUUUCACCUCUCUGUGGGCUGAAGUUUACCAUCUACCCUCAAGGGAGGGGAAAAAGGAGCAGGAUAUUUUUAAGAGCUUUCUUGAAAGUGGUGUGUGUGUGUGUGUGUGUGUGUGUG